UUCUUUUAUUUAAAUUACUUAGUUAUUACGCUAAACGAUGACAUUUUGCACUGUACAAUACACAUAUAGUGGAUUUAGGUUUAAACUGAUGUUAGUGAUAAAGUAGUUGUAGAGUUAUCUCGACUGAAACAACAAGUAAAAAAAAGAACAAUCUAGUUGGUUGGUCACUUUCUGGUUUGGUAUCUUGGCGAUGGGUUCUUGUCGUGUCGGUAGAGAAACAAAUAAAAAUGAGUAUCAAUCAUCUUUUAAAGUAAAAUUCCCUGUCACUGUUGAUUUUUUGGCGUACAUAUAUAGUCUACCGACUCUGUGAUAUAUAGAGAAGAGCAGGCAAACAUGGAGAGAGAGACGGACAGAUUGAAAGAGACAGACAGGCAAACAGAUGGAUAGGGAAAGAGACAGACAGGCAAACAGAUGGAUAGGGAAAGAGACAGACAAAGUGACUACUUUUUUUUUCAUGAAUUGAUCUGGAAUAACCCAGAAGAUAUAUGUUAUAAGACCCUGUUUGUCUAGGUAAACAGGUUUCUGUUACCUCCCACGUGGGAAUGAGUAACAUAAUUUCAGACGUUCACGUAUUGUACAAUCGUCAAUAUCUGAGUUUGUAAUGACCUUCACCAAUGCCUGACGCUCCCCCAUUCUCGGAAAAGAAAGUGAAAGUUAGGAAGAGCAGCACCACCCUGGUUAUCUCCCACAGCUGUAAAGUACAAGGUUAACAAGGGCGGUGUUUUCUGUUUCACCCAUCCACCUGUACGCCCACAGAUUAAACAAAUUACAGUUAUAAUAGCAUCAAUGGAUUUUCGUAUUUUUGUCUGACUGAAACCGUCGUAGAAGGUCUGAAGAUGACAGGUGUAUUAUUUCUACUUUUAAUAGUAGCGACGUACUUUACUGGGUUCUUUGCAAUGCCACGAUAUCAGCUCGCCACCUAUCGAUCAGCUCCAGAAGAUACGUUAUGCCCGAGUCCGCAGGGUUUAUUUCCUCAUCCACAUAACUGCAAUCAAUUCCUUCACUGCGACCAUGGCAAUCCUCACUUGGGUACCUGUGAGGACGGACUGCUCUUCGACCGGAAACUCUUUGUCUGUAACUUUGAGAAUAAUGUCGAUUGUGACGUAAAAGGAGAGAUUAAACCAGAACCAGAAGACAAAGAAACAGAUGUGAAGGACAAAAAUGAAGAAAAUACAGUAUUGAAAGCCAAGUGUCUUCGAGCACGUGGCCAGUUCCCCCAUCCCACUGACUGUGAGAAGUUCUAUAAUUGCUGGGAUGACGUGGUAUUAGAACAGAGAUGUCCAGGAGAAUUGAUGUUUGACCAAAAUGAUUGGAUCUGCAAGGAGCCGAAGAAGGUGGAUUGUGGAGAAAGGAAACGACCAAUUAUCAGUAAACCUGAACAACAAGACCACGAUGAAGAAAACCAAAAAACAAAAGAAAAAAGCAAAACCAGGGAGAAUAUGAUAUUGAAAGAUAAGUGUCCUCAAGCUCGUGGCCAGUUCUCUCAUCCCACUGACUGUGAGAAGUUCUAUGAUUGCUGGGACGAUGUGGUCUUAAAACGGUGCUGUCCGGGAGGAUUAUUGUUUGACCAGAGUGAUCGGAUCUGCAAGGAGCCAGAAAAGGUGGAUUGUGGAGAAAGAAAACGACCAAUCAUUAACAAAGUCGAGCAACAAGACCACGCCAACAAGACCAAAGAACUUGAGGUAAAGGACAAGACUGUGGAAAAGAAAGUCAAAUGUCCUCAACUACGUGGUCAGUUCCCGCACUCUACUGCCUGUGAGAAGUUUUAUGAUUGCUGGGAUGAAGUGGUCUUGGAACGGGAUUGUCCGCUAGGUUUGCUGUUUGAUCAAGAUAACCGGAUUUGUAAUGAACCAGAGAAAGUAGACUGUGGAAAUAGGACAGAACCAAAGAUUGAUUACGAAGGAAGUGGUAAAUGCCCCAAGCCUUAUGGACUCUUCCCAACUAUUGAUUGUUCUGGAUUCUACUACUGUAUAAACGGAGAGCCUUUCGUCCAUAAUUGUCCCGACGAUUUGUUGUUCGAUGAUCAGCGAAAGCGUUGUGAAUUUCCGAAAAGUGUUGUAUGUUCUGGGAAAUAUACUGAGGUUAUCCCUGUAGAUAAAACUAGAGAGCAGGAAGACAACAUCAUCGAGAGCGAUAAACAGGUUAUUUCUGAAAACAACACAAAGAGAGAUGAAAAUGACAAUGAUAACCAGAUUAUCUCUGAAGAUGGUAUAAAACCAGAAAAUGACAUACUCUGCGAUACAAAAGAUGAACAAAGGAAAAAGAACAAAGAUAAAGGCGAUAAAAGAGAACCAAUUAGACUGAAAGAUUACGUUUGUCCUGGCCACCGGGGCCAAUUUGCGCACGAGACAGACUGUGAGAAAUUUUAUAAUUGCUGGGAUGAGGUGGUUUUUCUGGAACAGUGCCCUCUAGGUCUCCUAUUUGAUGCUAAACGGAUGAUCUGUAACGACGCUGACAGAGUUUCGUGUGGUUCACGUGUCAAACCAAUUACUGAUUAUAAGCCCACUAAGGAGUGCCCUGAGCCAGUUGGACUAUUCCCCAAGGACGAUGACUGUUUCUCAUUCUACCAUUGUGUUGGGGGAAUCGCUUUCCCGAAUCGCUGUCCGUCAGGGUUAAAGUUUGAUUUUGCCAGUGGCAGCUGCGGUCAUCCCAAUGAUGUUGUGUGUGUCUCCGGUAUCGGGGAUAAAACUAAAGAAACAGAAAAGGACGAAGAAGUACAUAAUGAAGACUAACCAAAAAAGAUGGUUUCAAAAUGAUUUUUCGGAAGCGAUGCCAUAACUAUUACGAUUGCUUGACUGGAGAAAGAAAAGAACAAGUCGUUGCAAUUGAAAGAAAAUGUCGACAAUAAACACAGAGUUAUAAUUUACUUUGAUUAAACUAUUUAAAGGGUUAAAUAUUCUAUAAACAUUUUACUCAAGGUAUAAUUUAGUUUGACUAAACUAUUUAAAGGGUUAAAAUAUUCUAGAAACAUUCUACCAAAGGUAUAAUUUACUUUGAUUAAACUAUUUAAAGGGUUAAAUAUUCUAUAAACAUUUUACUCAAGGUAUAAUUUAGUUUGA
This is a messenger RNA of Limulus polyphemus (Atlantic horseshoe crab), 3059 nucleotides long. RefSeq lists its product as uncharacterized. Gene Ontology annotation, molecular function: chitin binding. Gene Ontology annotation, cellular component: extracellular region. The record is from RefSeq and is a predicted model, not a curated record. The transcript is spliced from 11 exons. Lineage: Eukaryota; Metazoa; Arthropoda; Merostomata; Xiphosura; Limulidae. The coding region runs from base 837 to 2732 and encodes 631 amino acids.